AUGAUGCAUAUUCGGGAUGAUUUUGAAACCACUAGAGCCUCAUUGAAAAUCCCAAGCAAGCUUGUUAUUUCGAAACUUGGGAAGAAGACUAUAAAUAAAAAGAACAAAGGUAUUAAUAAACCAGAAGAGAAUCUUACAAUGAGUAUCUUCCCAUUCUUCAAGGUAGAAGUGGAAAGGAUGAGGGGUCGAGCGCAUGAUAAGUUAAUGAACAAGCUAGCAGCUGCAAGGCACAAGGCUGAAGAGAAACGAGUGGCAGCAGAGGCCAAGAGAAAUCGCCAAGCUGCAAAAACAGAGCAUGAAGCAGAAUAUAUCCGCAAAACUGGCCGCAUACCUUCCUCGUUCUCCUGCUGUGGUUUGUGCUCUUGA
Messenger RNA from Ilex paraguariensis (yerba mate), 366 nucleotides. NCBI's taxonomy places the organism in Eukaryota, Viridiplantae, Streptophyta, Magnoliopsida, Aquifoliales, Aquifoliaceae. The record is from the annotation of a GenBank genome assembly.